This is a messenger RNA of Pieris napi, 1100 nucleotides long. RefSeq lists its product as uncharacterized. The record is from RefSeq and is a predicted model, not a curated record. Lineage: Eukaryota; Metazoa; Arthropoda; Insecta; Lepidoptera; Pieridae. The coding region runs from base 259 to 645 and encodes 128 amino acids. The transcript has a single exon.
CAAUGCAUUAUAAUCAUGUAAUGUUAAAUGUGUGAUUUUGGACUUGGAGUUGUUCUUGUAAAUGAUUUUAAUAAUUUAAUUACAUGAUUCAUACUUCGUAGUCUAAAGUUAUUGUUUAUCGAAAAAGACCACAACUUUUUGUUGAGUGUUAAUAUAUUUUUUCUGAUUCAUAACGGUUUAUUUUCCAUUUGUGCCACAAAUAAAAUAACGUACUAUAUUUACAAAACCAUUAUAAUAUGUACAAGUAAUUAAUUAAACAUGAACAGGAAACGAAAUGUUAAUUUUAUUAAACCCGAAGAUCCACCUUUCUUAAAAGUAUUAAAAAAACAAGCUGGUUAUGACGACACUAACCAUAAGUUUGAUCAACUUGAAAGAAAUGAAGAGGACUUUGUAAGUGAUGAGGAUAGUGAAUUACCCCAAGUUGUUGUUUUGAAACAAGGAGACCUGACAGCUGAAGAAGCAGAGUUGGAAAAAGAAAAGUUACAAAAAAUUGAAAGUGAAACAAAAGCUGAUUUAAAUGAAAGGGUUAUAUUUAAAACUAAAAAAAAGAAAGACGAAAAAAUGAAAAAAAAGUCAUUAGAAAUAAAAAAGCACAAAAGUAAAAUACAAUUAUUAUCAUUUGCUAAUGAAGAGGAUGAUGACUAAAUAAAAAAAGCUUGUGAUGUGUGUUUUUACUGGUUUAAUUAAAUUAGAAUAUAGAAUCUUAUUGUAUUAUAGCUUGACAUUAUAGCAGCACUUACUGAUAUGGUGUUCAAAAUUUCCACACAAUUAUACAGCAUUUUGACUGUACCAAGUUUAUAUAAUAUAUCCUAGAAGCAGUAAUGACUGUAAAAAAGUAACUGAAGUUAUUCAAAACAUUUAAAGAAACUUGCCUGUAUGUGCAGAGGGAUCCAUGGCUGUGGGUGCUUGCAUGUUGCAACACAAUGUAUUUUAAAAUUGCUAUGCUAUGUCUAUCAAACAGUUAAAUCACCUUCCCAGAAGUUACAGAUCUGCCGUGUAAUGCUUUCAAUAGGAAGGUGAUUAAAUUUUUAAGGCAAGGUGCCUUUAUAUUAUGGGUUAUGACUUUGUUUCGGCCAUGUAAAAAAAAUGUUUUAAAAAUA